UGUUCAAGAAAGCAACUUAACUCAGAUAUGGAGCGUAUACUUGUAACAACAAUUUUCAUAUUGUGCUUUACCCUGUGUCUCUCUUUCACCGUACCUCCUGGGGUGGAGGUCAGAUGUCCAUCUAGAUACCGUGUGCAGGCUGUUAGCGACAAGGCUGUUCAGUUUGAAGUAGUAGAUAACAAGACAGAAUGUGAUAGACUAACGAGAGCAAGGCAAAGGAAAGGGAUCAAGGACACUGAUGUAGAACCGUCUAUCACAUUGGUCUACAAAGACGGACAUUACAGGGCCAAUAUAAGCUGGGAGUUCUAUCUGCGUGGAAAAAGACUACCGAGGGUGUUUCUUAUAAAUCUCACAUUUUAUGACAUCAAAGACAAUCAACAUCCUAAAUAUAUGAAUGAUUCAUGUGUAUUACUGCGGCUGAUUGGGAACAGAAAAGUGAAAACCAAGCAUCAAGUGCAGUUUUAUUUUGACUGUCUGCCACUGCUGAAAGAACCGGACAUCGGCCUGGUGGUUCAGUUGUGGAGCUAUUCUAGACAAGAUCGCCCUUGUAGAUCCCUGCGUUCCUUACCACAGGGGAAAAGUAACUGCGGUCCAAAUGUCCAGUGUUCGCAAAAGUACAGCUACCCCAUUUCUGAAAAUGCCCACACAUACAUACAGUGUGCCUGUUAUAGAAAAAAUCACGGGGUGCCAAAAUUGCACUGGAAAUAUGACUACACAGACGAAGUAUUCUAUAUCAACUUUACAAAUGUACCACCGUACCUGAAUCAUGCAGUGAUAGACAUUGUUGAUGGACAUACUGAGGACAAUCUUGGUAUCAUUGAAGUGAGAAAGUCCAACAUGCGAGAUGGUGAAAUACAUGAAAAAUCUGAAAAAUUUGGACUAGGCAACUAUACAGUAUACGUAUGUGUGAAACUAAAACUUUACCUGGAAUGUUCGGAAGCUGGAAGUACGGAGUCUCUAUACAGUGGUGAAAUUGAUGACAAUUGCUGUGUCCGUGGUAGCAGCUGCGAUGGCAGCGAUUAUUACAUCUACAGUGACCAAAAACUCAAUGUUUCACGAAGUAAAUCAGAAAAAAUAACUACUGUGAAACAAGACAUUUGGGAUGAGGAAAAGCUAGAGACAAUACUUGGAAUUGUGGGAGGCAUAAUACUUACAGUAAUAGUUACAACCGUGACAUUUUUCAUCUGUCGCAAACGGAAAUUACCCGAAAGUAGAAGUUGUAGGCCACCAACAAAUGAGAUAGAAAUGAGUGAGCUUUCUCCCGAACGAGUGCCACUCAGAGAUGAGCCACUCAGAGAUGAGAAUCAAACACCGUUCAUUAUGACAAACAAUAUUCGUAUUGAAACAACAUUAAGUCAAACACAAGGGUUGGAGCAAUCCGCAAACCAUCCAGUACCAGUGCUCACUGAAAGCUGUCAACGAACAGAGAACAAUCAGACCAGAACAACAUUUAAGAAGUACCAGGUAGUGUUGCUCUAUCAUCCAGAUGCGGACAACCCAAGGCAUAUUCAGAGGAUUGCAGACUUCGCACAAACUUUGACUGAUAAAUAUGGAAUUAUUAUAGAAAGAAGUACAACUGAAAACUGGGUUGACUUUGCGGAGACGGCCUUUGAUAGGUUUCGUAAUAUUGUAUUAAUAAUUUCCAGUGGAUUAUACCGCAUGCUUCGUCAUUAUCUACAUUCGGAACAAAUACCCGAAGAACUACUUUCAGCACGUAACCGAGAGAUAACGCCAUGCAUUGUUCUAAAUAAAAUGCAAACUCAAAUUCAAGAUCAUUCAGAAGUGCAGCAUUGCUCUAAACAAAAGGGUAUUUGUCUCCACAUUGUAAAUCUGGACAACAGAGGGGACAAUGACCGUGUUCUAGAGCAUUUUCUAAAUGAUCAUCCUUUUUUCAAAGAACAUUCCCACUUGUAUGAAUUUUAUAGAACUGACUUAUAUUCAGAAGAUCUCACACCGCUUAUAGAAAAUCUAAAACCAAGCGUACAGAAGGAAAUGCCACAGGAAUUGCAACGCAAAUUAAUGCAGAUAAACGCGGAAAGUGCGAGCUUGACAGAUACGGUUUUUAGUCCUUAAAUUCAUCAUAUUUCAGACGUUUAACUGUUUUCAUUUGACCUCUAAAUAUUAUUGAAUAAACAUUAUCAGAGAGACUUUCAUUGGUGGGAUGUCCACACCGACCUGAAAAACGUUAAAUGUGCGCUCGCUUGGAGAUAAUUUUUUAUGGUGCUUAAGAAUGUAAUUUUGAUCGGAUGUUUCUGGUGAAAUAGAAAACUGGAUCAGAAUCUUACAGCGACAAAACAUGAAACUGCAUUUUGCUUUUGUUUUUACGCUGAGAUAUUACCAUAUGUACAUCUAUCUAUUAACGGGCGGGUUUGUAAAAUACCGCUGCAGUAAAAGGACAAUUAUUUGAUACCAUGAUUGUGUAAUUUUUAACUUGUUUCUGUAGAUCACUUUAUAACCUUGUAGCCGAGUAGUGUUGAAAUAGUAACUUGACUUCCAUGUUUGUGCAUAACAAUCUUUGUAUAUAAUAAUCUACCUCAAGUACAGAUUAAAAUCCAUUUCCGUCCAUAUGACUUCUGUAAGACUAGGAUAGAUUUAUUCCUCUAUCCUCCUACAGAUGGUUGUGAAAUAUAUAAGGUUUGUUUUUAUAUGUACAUCACUAGGAUAAUUGAAUUGUCCUUAUUUAACUAUAUAAAUGAAAAGUAACUGGUGUAGAAAAGAGGAAACCCUUUCCCCAGUUUUAUUUAUAAUAUUUAAGACAGAAAAUAUGGUUUGUUCAGCUGAUCGAGUCGUAAUCUAUGACACAUGGGCAAAGACAUAUUUCACUGGAGUGCAAAAACUAGAUAACUUAUGUUUUAUUCCGAAAAUAACAUUUUCAUUAAUGUGUUCUAAAUAGACCUACAGUGCGUUUGACAUUUUGAAAUAUUUUGAUGAUUUUUCAAAGAAUGCAAAACUGUGUGUGAAUUCAACACAAAAUGUUAAGUACAAAAACUUGAAAACAACACUUAUACUGUUCUGCAUAUAUAUUUUUGAUGAAGAUAUAUAUGUUAUACUCUAGAUAACUCUAUCCCAGAAACUUGACUUUUUAUUAAAACAUUGCAUAAGGAAUAUACUGUAAAGUCAUCCUAAAGUUCAAAAGAUGUAGCAGUUUGAGAUCUGAGUAACUUAUUAUUACUCGUGGGUAAGCUUUACUGUUGAAACAGAAAAUUAAUAUUUUUCUGCCAUAUCUAAAAUCAUAUGCCUACAACGUGUAAAAUAUAAACGAAUUGUGUUGUAAACAAGUAGGUAUCAAGAAGACCUCAACUGGGGUGGGGGAGGGAUCAAUAAUCAGCACCUAUCCUUAUCGAUUUUCGUUUUCAAGAAAGUACAUUUUAGUUUUGUUAAAAUAAGCAAAUUGAUGGUCCAGGAGUUCAUUAAAUGUUUCGUUGUCUUGCGCAGUCUUAUACCAAUACAGUUUAAAGCAUACUCUUUGGUACCUACAAACUAUGUUCCUUAUAUCCUUAUCAAGUUAUUGAGCAUAUUUGGUGUACUCAUGCUUCAGAUUACUUGUUUUAAUUUAUGCAGUCAUUUAUAUUAGAAAUUUAGCGGAUGAUCGUUUUAUUGAUACUGUCUCAGUAAGAAAAUAGCGAGGCUAGCACCCCAACGCUAACUAUACCUUCCACAAUGUUUUAUAGUGUUUUUAUCAUGAUAAAAUGUAUUUUGUUGAUUGGAUUUGAAGCAUUUUUAUAUGCUGUAUCUUAAAAAAGAGGCAAAUUGCAGAUGGCUUUCUUAGUAGCUCUGGGUUCCAAAACGAGUUAUCUAGUUUUGCACCAGGUGACGAUAUGUUACAUAUUGGUUUACCGCGUUCACAAUAUUUAAGAGGAACAAAAAUUUCACAACCAGAUUAUAAACGGAGGUGUCAAGGAAGUAAUUUGUAAUGGUGUUUAUGUUGUAUUUUAUGUAAAAUUUUAUUUUUACACAGUUGCCUAUUGUGCUCAAAAAGCUUCAAUAAUAACUUUAUUUAAAUAGUCUGACAUUUUGACAGCAGCCAGUCUAACAUAUGAUCCUCUAACACAGAAUUCUACUAAGUAAUGUACAAACAUUGCAUUAAAUGUUUCUUUAUUGUAAAUAUACCCUUUCUUCUGUGGACAAAAAUUGAAUUUCAAUGGACAUCAUCAGACAGUUUGCAAAAUCAGUUUUUUGGACUGAAAGCAUUAUCAUUCUAUUCUACCGCCAUCUUUAACCAUGCACUUUUUAUAUGUAUUUUUACAUUAUUAAAACCCUGUAAAGUACAUUUUUGUCGACAACUACUACUAUUUGUAUGCAAAUAAUGGAUAAUUAUCUUGAGGGGUGCUGCACAUUGCAUUUUCUCUCAUGAACAGACCUAGUCAAACCAAGUCUGCUUCUGUUUUUGAUAGGUUUUCGUUCUUUGCCACCAAAGGAUCUUCUUACAGAUUUUAUUUAUCAUUGUUAAUACCUGAAAGGUCAUAUUUUGCAAAUAUUUUUAUGUAUAUUUUCUUCGUGUUUAUAGUUAGAACAAACUGUUACUGACAUUAUUUGGGUAUAACUUUGUUCAAACGUUAUGAAUAAUAUGUUUUUAGUUCGCUUGUUUAGUCAGUUCAAUAAUUAUUAUGUAGUUGAAGUGUUAAGUGUAAGGGGGGAUGAAUUUCCAGCUUUGUUGCACUGCUACAGCAAUAUGAUAAUAUGCUAUUGACUGUUACCAUGUUAACGGCCAUCAGUUGCAUCGUUAUGUUUUUUAGCUCACCUGUCACAUAGUGACAAGGUGAGCUUUUGUGAUCACCCGUCGUCCGUCGUCAGUCCGUGCGUGCGUGCGUGCGUCAACAAUUUCUUGUCUGUACGAUAGUGGUUUCAUUUAUGAUUUUAUUUUAACCAAACUUGCACACAACUUGUAUCACCAUAAGAUCUCGGUUCCUUUCUUGAACUGGCCAGAUCCCAUUAUGGGUUCCAGAGUUAUGGCCCCUGAAAGGGCCAAAAUCAGCUAUUUUGACCUUGUCUGCACAAUAGCAGCUUUAUUUAUGAUUUGAUUUUUACCAAACUUGCACACAACUUGUAUCACCAUAAGAUCUUAGUUCCUUUCUUAAACUGGCGAGAUUUCAUGAUGGGUUCCAGAGUUAUGGCCCCUGAAAAGGCCAGAAUUAGCUAUUUUGACCUUUUCUGCACGAUAGCAGCUUCAUUCAUGAUUUGAAUUUAAUCAAACUUGCACAAAACUUGUGUCACCAUAAGAUCUCGGUUCCUUUUUAGAACCGGCCAGAUCCCAUAAUGGGUGCCAGAGUUAUGGCCCCCGAAUGGGCCAAAAUUAGCUAUUUUGACCUUGUCUGUACAAUAGCAGCUUCAUUUAUGAUUUGAUUUUAACCAAACUUGCACAGAACUUGUAUCACCACAAGAUCUUGCUUCCUUUCUUGAACUGGCCAGAUUCCUUCUUGGGUUCAAGAGUUAUGGCCCCUUAAAGGUCUAAAAUCGGCUAUUUUGGCUUUUGCAGCCAUAUAGAGACUUCAUUUAUGGUUUUAUCUGAUACAAACUUCCAAAAUAUCUUCAACAACAAUAAAUCUUGGAUUCCAUGACAAAUCAGAUCCAGUCGUAGGUUCCAGAGUUAUUUUAUAUCUGAUUACCUCCCCUGAUUGUAGUCAAAAUGGAUUUAUAUCAGUAAAUACUUAUAGGACUUAUUUGAAAUUUCAUUAUUGUUAUUAGUUGGACUGAGACAAUCAGAGUAGAUAACUAUGGACUGAUUUUAUGUCAAAUUACCUCCCUUUAUUUCAAAUUAAAAUGGGUAUAUCUCCGUAACUAAUGAAGAUACUGAUCUGAAAUUUCAUUUAUGCCAACAUAUUUAUUUGGCAGAUCCUUCUUUUGUUCACUUACAAUAUAUUUUUCUUAAUAACUUCCCUUUUACGUUACUAUAAAUAGCUUAUUUUUAGUAACUUUUUUAUUAUUGGCCGUAGGGAAAAGCCGAGACCACUUUUCUGUGGUACAAGAUGGAUGGUACCUCCAAUUUUUAGGUGUUUUUGACAUAUCUAUACAUUGUAAGAAUUUUUUUCUUCUUUUUGGUUAAAUUUCUUCCCUUUGUUGUUCCUGUCCUUUGGAUUUAGAUAUUUUUCUGAGGACCUUCUUGUCCUCAAGUGCAAUGAUAACAGGUGAGCGAUAUAGGGCCAUCAUGGCCCUCUUGUUUAUAUUUUACCACCCAACUUCUAUAGACAAAAGCAUGUUGUCGUGUCUCCACUGGUUUAGCGGCAGUGUGUAUAUAUACCAAAAGAUCUUGUACUCCGUGUGCAUUUACGUAAGCGAAGCUUCAUUUUGUUUGUGUACUUUUUGUGCCCUCACCCCCAAUUUUUUGUCUUAUGUUAUAUUUUGGUGGGGGAGGGGCACUUAGAUUUGCCAAUGUCCGUACUUCUGUCAAACGAAAGGACAUUUGUUAGGUACAAUAUAUCUAAUUUUAUUCAUUCCGUACUGCAUAAUGGAUAAUUUUUGCUUUUUUUUGUGCUAAAAGAAAUACCCAAUAAAUGUCCGUUCGUAAGACCGUCUGUCCAUCCGUCCGUCCGUCCGAAUUUGUGUCGUGCAUAAUUAUCUAAAAAUAUUUGACCCAGAGUCAUCAAACCUCAAGGGUUGUAGAUAGGGAUGUGAAGUUGUGCACCUUGGUUUGACCAAUGUUAUGACCCUUGACUUAAUAAAAAAAUGUCUGUUCGAAUUUGUGUCGUGCAUAUCUCAAAAAGUAUUUUGCAGCUUGUGAAGUUGAACACUUGGUGUUCUGUUUACGGACCUCAAUUCUGGUCUUUGAUUAAGUGAAAAAUAUUUAUAAAGUGCUCCAAAGUUUGUGCUCCAUAUCCAGCUUAACAACAUUUGACUUGAUUUCACUCUGCAAGACCAAAGUAAUGGUCAUUGUCUUAGUAAAAAGUAUGCAUUAAGGGAAUGAAAGUUUGUGUCCCAUAUAUUUCAAAAAGUAUUUGACCAGGAAUCAUGUGACUUUAUACUAGUGUUUUUCAUUUGUGCACCUGGGAUUUUAUUUAUUCUUACCUUCUACCCACGCCUUUCUCCAUAAAUAUCUUUCAUUUUCUUUUAUCUUGUGUUUCUUGUUAUGUUCUGUGGUAUCCAUAGUCUCUCCCCCACCUCCUCCACUCAGCCCGAGGUAGUAUAAAGGUUUACUUAGUGGUAACAUUAUGACCAUACAGUGACAGGAAGUAGGGGCACCGGUGUCCUAUAGACACACAUCUAAUUUAUAUACACUUUACAUACUUGGGCCUCUCAUUUUCAAUGUGUUGCAUUUUGCCACACCAGUUUAAAUAACCUAAGUUUUAUAUAUUGGGCAGCAUCUUUUGUAUUUUGAACGGGCGGUAUACUGAUGAGAUUUUUAUUCAAACAGUUCAGGUUUUAGGAAUGGUAAGGAAACAUUUUAUGAAUGAUUCACAUUUGCAGUAUCAGCGGGUUUCCUGACCAGUUAGACAAUUCCUUUGAUAUUAUACAUAAUUUCAAAAAAGAUCAGAAAAUUGGCACAUUGGCAUUUAUAAUUGUUCAAGUAUUUUGUUCAGUUCUGCGCAAUGAAGUUUUGGGAAACAAACAUGCAGUUUGACUCAGUUCGUCGCUAGCUUCGUGUGUAACUUUAAAAAGACACAACAGUUGUAAAAACUUUAAAAAAUCAACAUUAAACAAAUGGUUCGAAGUUUUCUAUUAGGGAAACAAUUAACUAGACUUAUAAUAGUGAUUUUUCUACGAUACUUACAUUUUUGCCUAUUACAUUAAAAUGAUUCAUUCAGAACUGUCUUACUGCCAACAGAAUGAUGUUAUAAAGAUCAAUAUCCAUGUCAAAGAAAACCUAAUGAUCAAACAGUAGGACAGUCAAACGUUUGAAAAUAGUCAUAUGCUCGCAUUUUUCAGAAACUGUUAUACUCUCCAAUUAUCAGUUAUUGGUUUAAAAAUUCAAUAAAAACUUGCAUUAUAAAAGCCAUCGUAACUAGUUUCAUUUUUAGAAUUUUUGACUUUCUGCACCUGUUAUCGGGCACUUCCAAACACGUUUUAGAAAUAAAAUAAAAUGACUUAAUUAUUAAAUACAUAAUGUCUCAGUCAGGAGGUAUAAAAUACUUUGCGGAUACAAUAGUUAAAUUCAGCUCUUUUAUUCGUUACACUGUUCCCACUUGACUUUAUACAACCGAAAGUUUUGUUUGCCCCACUUUCGUUACCCUUGAAUACAAAAGCUUCAAGAAGGCUUUCAAACAUAAAAUGCUGUAGAAACGCAGCUCUUACAAAUGUAAUAGUUUUUACUUUUAAAUGCAUAUUCAGGUAGAACGGGUGAACAAUCAAAAAAAAAAUCUCUAAUGAUCAUAGAAACGUCGUAGAAACUGAUUUUUAUAGAAUAAAGCAUACAUGUUUUCCCUUUUCGGCGUUUCCUAUUGAAAAAAUAAGACACCGAAGGUAAGGUUUAAAUUGACCCGUUUUCACGUAUUUUAAUGAUUACUUAUACCGUCAGAUAGUGACUUAGAUCUAUUGGAUAAAUGACUGUUUUCUGUUACGUAACUUGAAUAUUUAUGCAACUGUAUACUUAAAAAUUCAGAUUUCGUGAAAGCUUUGAUUUUACGUUCUACUGUAUUAACAGCGCAAACAAAUUUGAAUUUUAUAUUAAUGUAGGUUAAUUAGAUUUUGGUCAAAAAGUGAAACACGUCGUAAAAUGUUGCUCAAAUAUGACCGGCCACCUCUUAUACGUUUGCUUGUUUUUAAACCCAUUUAUUUAGGUCAAAAAUAUAUUAACUAUUGGUUGUCAUUAUUAACUAUUGGUUGUCAUAAAUUUUCUUGUUAGAUCUAUGAAAAAUCAAAUUUGAAAGAUUCUUAUGAUUUUAACCUUUACUUCUUAGUGUAUGAUGGUUACAAUAUACAUGUAUAGACUGUUUGCGUUAUAUUCUAUUAAAUGACAUAUGCUUAUUGUAAACUUGAUAAAUAUUAUGAUAUCAG
Mercenaria mercenaria is the source of this 8928-nucleotide messenger RNA. RefSeq lists its product as uncharacterized. The record is from RefSeq and is a predicted model, not a curated record. Bases 28 to 2073 code for a protein of 681 amino acids. Lineage: Eukaryota; Metazoa; Mollusca; Bivalvia; Venerida; Veneridae. The transcript has 11 exons.